AUGAAGUUCGUUGAAAUUGUUGCGUCCGAUGAGGUUGAUCUGAAGGCACUGGAAGCUCAAGAGCGCUUUGUGGCACUGGAAUUUCCCGCACAAUUUGGUUCCAAAGUCAUGGAGUACCUGUCAAUGCAUUUUCAAUCACUAACGGAGCUCGGGUUCGCCCACCUUAAACGGUUGAAAAAGCAUCCGGAACUCCCAAAAACCCUCGUGGCACUUGUUUAUCCCUUGAGUAUCAAUGAUCAAGACAUUGCAACACCUUGUAAAGAGUUGCAACAAAUGGAAACAUUGUUUCAAGCUCGUCUUACAACGGCGCAUGCUCUAAGACUAGCACCGCGCACUCGUCAACUGUUUGAGAAACACACGAAGCAGUGGCCACUGAUUUUCCAUGCUAGUGUCGAGGAAGCUGCGACGUUGUCGGUAAUUGAAGAGGAGGAAAAGACAAAGAUGAUAGAGCGUUUGAGGAUGGUAGUGGAACGUGGAGAAAAGCUGAAGGAAGAAGGACAGCAGACAUUGAGGUGUGCGUGCAUGUGUGUGGUGGUGGACCCUGAAGUCGACGAGAUCGUUGCCACAUCGGAAGUGGGUGAUGAGAUGCACAGCAAAUACAAGUUCAGGACGUUGUAUCAUUCGGUGAUGGUUUCGAUUGAUGCUGUUGCAGAACGCGAUCGAGGACGUGAUAGAGCUUUGGUUCAAGAGACGACUUGCAAGAAACAAAAGUGCACUAAAGAAGACGAUGAUGCGAAUUCAGACGAGAAGAAUGAAAAAAAGCAGAAGGCAUCUUACUUGUGCACGGGGUAUGAUGUAUAUCUCGAUCGCGAGCCGUGCGCUAUGUGCGCCAUGGCGUUAGUGCACAGCCGCGUUCGACGAGUCAUUUUUGAUCGCGCUAAUCUUGGCGACGGCGUGCUUGUGAGUGCUUUCAAGCUGCACACCAUUAAGUCGCUAAACCACCACUAUCGUGUCUUCCACGUGGCCAUCUCGCCUGAAUAG
Molecule: messenger RNA, 981 nt
Organism: Peronospora belbahrii
Lineage: Eukaryota; Oomycota; Peronosporomycetes; Peronosporales; Peronosporaceae
Source: the annotation of a GenBank genome assembly